Molecule: messenger RNA, 797 nt
Organism: Punica granatum (pomegranate)
Lineage: Eukaryota; Viridiplantae; Streptophyta; Magnoliopsida; Myrtales; Lythraceae
Source: RefSeq, a predicted model, not a curated record
CCUCCUCAGCUUCAAAACCACCAACAGCAAUUGGCAUUCUCUUCUUCAUUUAUUGAGAUAGCACACGAGAAUUCUAGCCAGUCUUUGCUCUGUUCUUACUUUCUUCCGUAUUUCUCUUCUUUCAAGUAUCCUUACAUUUCACUUCGAGAAAAAAAGAGAAGAUGAACUGGUCGGGAGGAGACUGGCUUUGUGCAGCUUGCCAGCACCAGAACUUCAAGAAGCGGGAUGCGUGCCAACGAUGCGGAUACCCCAAGUUUGGUGGGCCAGACGUUUCGACCUACUUGUACAAUCGAACUGAAGUCUUGGCGGGUGAUUGGUAUUGCAUGGCUAUGAACUGUGGGUCCCACAACUAUGCCAGCAGGACGACCUGCUAUCGGUGCGGCGCUCUGAAGGACGAUUAUGGGAGUGCGUAUGGUGGCAAUAUGAUGGUCUCUGAGGGAGCUGCACCCGCGGGAUGGAAGAGCGGAGACUGGCUUUGUCCUAGAUAUGAUUGUGGAGUUCACAAUUACGCAAGCAGGACGGAAUGCUUUAAAUGCAAGACACCAAGGGAAUUUGGUGGUGCAAUGUAAUUACGAUGGACCAAUUGAAAACGAGAUUAACGUAAUCCAUCGGGUUUGGGAUAUGAAUGCCACAAUUUUUGCCUUCCCUCACUUCCAUAGGGAGCUUGAUGCUUUGUUAGUUUUCUGUUUCCCCCCUCGUUGGAUAUCCAUGGCAAAAUUGUAAUCCCGCAAGGGUCUCGAACUUUUUACCUUCAAAGGGCUAUCUUCAAUGUGCAAUCCAUCUGUUCUCUCUCUCAA